AAAGGACAACUACCAAGGCAUCGUGGCACUUACAUCACUCCUAUGAAACAAAUAAUCUAAAUAUGAAAAUUAAUUAUAUAUAAAUAAGUAAUGUGCAUAAUAAAAACAAUUAUAUUAGAGUUGGUUAAGAGGCUAAAAGUGUGAUUAAAAAAUCUAAAUCUUCCGGAAUCUCACAAAACGCCAAAAACUUCAGAACCUAUUUUAAUUACAUAGAAAAUGCUAAUCAAAGGCCCUUUUGUAGAGUUAAUUGAUUGGAUUAAAUAUUAACUACAGUCUCACAUGUGUUUUCUGUGCAGGAUGACGGUGUCCAAUCAGCAUUUACGAUUAUGUUACUGACAGAAGGAUUUCAACGCUGAUUGGUUGCAGAUCAAAACACUCAACAGGUCCCGCCUUUUACCGGAAGCUGGCAGUCACCUGAUUUUGUUAGCCAGCGUCAAAGCUAGGCUACAAAACAAGUGUUCUGUCGUUUGUUUCUUUCCUUUUCGUACUCCUUCUCCGUUUUGUCGUCUCCUAACAGGGGAUAAAAUAACUCCUCAGGUACCUCCAAACCAUGGACGAGACGAGUCCACUUGUCUCGCCGCUCCGGGACUCUGGAGAUUUCAACUAUUGCACCACGGAGCCCAACAGCCCCCGAGGUGCCUUCGGGAGCACACCAGGCUCCGUGGUGCGCAUCCCGGCCGGUAGUCCCGGACGGAGCCGGGAGAGACAGCCGCUCCUGGACCGGGACCGAGGAAACGCUUCACGGGAGCCGCACAGGAACGAAUUCCCGGAAGAUCCUGAGUUCAGAGAGAUCAUCCGCAAGGCCGAACGAGCCAUAGAAGAAGAAAUAUACCCAGAGAGGAUCUACCAGGGCUCGAGUGGAAGCUAUUUUGUGAAAGAUUCUCAGGGGAAAAUUAUUGGAGUCUUCAAGCCCAAAAACGAAGAACCGUACGGCCAGCUGAAUCCCAAGUGGACGAAGUGGCUCCAGAAACUGUGUUGUCCUUGCUGCUUCGGCCGCGACUGUUUGGUUCUGAACCAAGGCUACCUCUCAGAAGCCGGGGCCAGCCUGGUGGAUCAGAAGCUGGAGCUCAAUAUAGUCCCCAGGACCAAGGUGGUGUAUUUGGCAAGUGAAACCUUCAACUAUAGUGCCAUAGACAGGGUCAAGUCUCGAGGGAAAAAGCUGGCUCUGGAGAAGGUGCCUAAAGUUGGUCAGCGCUUCCACAGAAUUGGACUCCCACCUAAGGUUGGGUCCUUCCAGCUGUUUGUUGACGGAUACAAGGAUGCUGAUUUCUGGCUGCGGAGGUUUGAAGCUGAGCCUUUGCCUGAAAACACAAACCGUCAGCUACAGCUGCAGUUUGAACGGCUCGUGGUCCUCGAUUACAUCAUCAGGAACACGGAUAGAGGAAAUGACAACUGGCUGCUGAAAUACGACUGUCCAAUGGAUUCUGGUGGUAAUAGGGACACAGACUGGGUUGUAGUCAAGGAACCCAUCAUCAAGUUGGCAGCUAUAGACAACGGCCUUGCCUUUCCACUCAAACACCCCGACUCCUGGAGAGCCUACCCGUUCUACUGGGCAUGGCUGCCCCAUGCAAAAGUUGCUUUCUCCCUGGAAAUCAGAGAGUUGGUGCUACCCAAAUUCUCAGAUCCAAACUUCAUCAAAGACCUUGAAGAGGACCUCUAUGAACUAUUUAAGAAAGAUCCGGGUUUCGACAGGGGACAGUUUCACAAGCAAAUAUCUGUUAUGAGGGGGCAGAUAUUAAACCUAUGCCAAGCACUGAAGGACGGUAAAUCCCCGCUCCAGUUGGUCCAGAUGCCCCCAGUUAUCGUGGAAACAGCUAGAGCCCCUCAGAGAGCAAAUAGUGAAUCCUACACACAGAGUUUCCAGAGCAGAAGGCCCUUCUUCACCUGGUGGUAGGACACAAGAAAAGCAGCAGCAGCAGGUUGCUGUGGUUGAGGAACAUCUGUGCAUGGAUGGAGUUUUUGUUUUGGAAAAAAAAUCCCACCACCUCUCCUCUCCAUGUGGAUCUUUUUUUUGCUGCAGAUGGAAAGUUAUUUAAUGUAGACAUGAGGCCAAAGGAAGAUGGAUUUCCGAGAAUACCUUCCCAGUUUGCAUCUGUGCCUUGUGUGAAUGUGGUUGAAGAAGGUGCUGUGCAGUGACAUUUCUCUGCAGUCAUGGGUGCAUGUUAUGGUUGCUCACACACCCACUCUCACAGUUGUCUGAACCUUCUCGUGCAUUUGUUUUCUAUUUUGUACAAGAGGUGUUUUGCAUUCCAUGUUUUUGUUUUGCUGUUUUUCUCGCACCUCUCAAAACGUGCAUAUUUCCUGUCCCACGCUGGCCACAGCAGUGCCAAUACAUUGGUUUUUCAUUUUCAUCAAGUGUUUCAGAAGAUUAACUCUCACAAAUUUAGGAAGAAGACACUAAACUGGUUUGUAUCUCUGAACAUUGACCAUGUGAACUGGUUUCACGAUAUGCAUUGUUUCUUUGGUGAUUAAAAUCUAAAAGUCAUCUGAGGUGACUUUGCAAAGCUGAGGUACAUAUGAUUCAAGAGAUUAAAGAAAAUAGGAGCCCAGUGACUUGUUUGCCUAAUUUGCCCUUUUCCUGCAAAUUAUUUAAAUAAUUAAAAAGGACAAAAGGUUCUGAAUCUGCAGCUAAACGGCUGGGAGGCGGUUUCUACCAGCUCCUGUUUUUCUCAGCUGCAAUGAUUUCUCUUAAGUUUCUUGGUCUUGGGUGGACCCGAGUAAACAAGAGAAGGUAACAUUCUGCUGAACUGACAUGAAAUGUAUUGUGACAAUGCACUGUAUCAUUUGUAUGUAAUAUAUGAUAGAUUCUAAUUAAAACAUAUUCAGUUAAUACUUA
Messenger RNA from Girardinichthys multiradiatus, 2836 nucleotides. It is a transcript of the gene pi4k2a, whose product is annotated as phosphatidylinositol 4-kinase type 2 alpha. The coding region runs from base 551 to 1894 and encodes 447 amino acids. Lineage: Eukaryota; Metazoa; Chordata; Actinopteri; Cyprinodontiformes; Goodeidae. The record is from RefSeq and is a predicted model, not a curated record. Gene Ontology annotation, biological process: endosome organization; phosphatidylinositol phosphate biosynthetic process; Golgi organization. Gene Ontology annotation, molecular function: 1-phosphatidylinositol 4-kinase activity. The transcript is spliced from 9 exons. Gene Ontology annotation, cellular component: endosome; plasma membrane; trans-Golgi network.